This is a messenger RNA of Odocoileus virginianus texanus, 3177 nucleotides long. The record is from RefSeq and is a predicted model, not a curated record. Lineage: Eukaryota; Metazoa; Chordata; Mammalia; Artiodactyla; Cervidae.
CAUGCAAACUUUUACUUCUGUAGAAUGCUUUGUCAUAUAACUGGCUUAAGAUGUGGUGUCAACAGAAAAUAAGAAAUUUUUCUUAUUUGUUUUUCAGGGGGUUUGGGAAACAAGGCUUCCAGUGCCAAGUUUGCUGUUUUGUGGUUCACAAGAGGUGCCAUGAGUUUGUUACUUUUUCUUGUCCGGGGGCAGAUAAAGGACCCGACACAGAUGACCCCAGGAGUAAGCACAAGUUCAAGAUCCACACCUAUGGCAGCCCCACCUUCUGCGAUCACUGCGGGUCCCUGCUGUACGGACUCAUCCACCAGGGGAUGAAAUGUGACACCUGCGACAUGAAUGUGCACAAGCAGUGCGUGAUCAACGUGCCCAGCCUCUGCGGGAUGGACCACACGGAGAAGCGGGGCCGCAUCUACCUGAAGGCCGAGGUCACGGAUGAAAAGCUGCACGUCACAGUACGAGACGCGAAAAACCUAAUCCCUAUGGAUCCAAAUGGGCUUUCAGAUCCUUACGUGAAGCUGAAGCUUAUUCCUGACCCCAAGAAUGAGAGCAAACAAAAGACCAAAACCAUCCGCUCCACGCUGAAUCCCCAGUGGAACGAGUCCUUCACGUUCAAAUUAAAACCUUCUGAUAAAGACCGGCGACUAUCCGUGGAGAUCUGGGACUGGGAUCGAACCACACGGAAUGACUUCAUGGGGUCCCUUUCCUUUGGGGUCUCGGAGCUGAUGAAGAUGCCGGCCAGCGGAUGGUACAAGCUGCUGAACCAAGAGGAGGGUGAGUACUACAACGUGCCGAUCCCCGAAGGCGACGAGGAAGGCAACGUGGAGCUCAGGCAGAAAUUCGAGAAAGCCAAGCUUGGCCCUGCCGGCAACAAAGUCAUCAGUCCCUCCGAGGACAGGAGACAGCCUUCCAACAACCUGGACAGAGUGAAGCUCACUGACUUCAACUUCCUCAUGGUGCUGGGCAAAGGCAGCUUUGGGAAGGUGAUGCUGGCCGACCGGAAGGGGACCGAGGAGCUGUACGCCAUCAAGAUCCUGAAGAAGGACGUGGUCAUCCAGGAUGAUGACGUGGAGUGCACCAUGGUGGAGAAGCGGGUGUUGGCCCUGCUCGACAAGCCGCCAUUCCUGACGCAGCUGCACUCCUGCUUCCAGACAGUGGACCGGCUCUACUUCGUCAUGGAGUACGUCAACGGCGGGGACCUCAUGUACCACAUCCAGCAGGUCGGGAAGUUCAAGGAGCCGCAGGCAGUGUUCUAUGCGGCAGAGAUUUCCAUCGGGCUGUUCUUUCUUCAUAAAAGAGGAAUCAUUUAUCGGGACCUGAAGUUAGACAACGUCAUGCUGGACUCGGAAGGGCACAUCAAGAUCGCGGACUUUGGGAUGUGCAAGGAGCACAUGAUGGACGGCGUCACGACCAGGACCUUCUGUGGGACCCCCGACUACAUCGCCCCAGAGAUAAUCGCCUAUCAGCCGUAUGGGAAGUCCGUGGACUGGUGGGCCUAUGGCGUCCUGUUGUACGAGAUGUUGGCCGGGCAGCCCCCGUUCGAUGGCGAGGAUGAAGACGAGCUGUUCCAGUCCAUCAUGGAGCACAACGUCUCAUACCCCAAGUCCUUGUCCAAGGAGGCCGUGUCCAUCUGCAAAGGGCUGAUGACCAAGCACCCGGGGAAGCGGCUGGGCUGUGGGCCCGAGGGCGAGCGGGAUGUGCGGGAGCACGCCUUCUUCCGGAGGAUCGACUGGGAGAAGCUGGAGAACCGUGAGAUCCAGCCGCCCUUCAAGCCCAAAGUGUGCGGCAAAGGAGCAGAGAACUUCGACAAGUUCUUCACGCGAGGGCAGCCUGUCUUGACGCCGCCCGACCAGUUGGUCAUCGCUAACAUUGACCAGUCUGAUUUCGAAGGCUUCUCAUACGUCAACCCCCAGUUCGUGCACCCCAUCUCGCAGAGCGCGGUAUGAGGUUCCCGGCCAGAAGCCUCGCUCCGGCCCCCGCCCUGCUGUGGGAAGCGACCCCCACCCUAGAGUUUGACGGCCUCGACCUUCCCUGUUCCAGGUGGAGGCCUGAAAACUGUAGGGCGGUUGUCCCUGCGCGCUGAGCUGCGUCAUCUCAGCGGAGGAUGACGUCGCGUCAGCAUCCACUUGACGUAGAGGUGACAUCUGGCGGGGGGUGACCCUUCAUGGAAAGCAAAUAGACUCUGGCCCCAUUUUUUUUUUCCUUUUUUUGGUACAAUUUGAUGUGUCUCCCAAACCCUCUGUCGAUUUUCACCAUCCGGAUUUCCGAUCAGAGAUGUUCAAAUGAACCCACAGAGCCUAGGGGGCCGGAAACACCUCCACCCUCCACGUCUUUGGAAUAAAAGAAUGGGGGUCCCAGAGCUCGAGCGAGGCAGGACUCAGGGGUUGGGGGCUUCAGAAAACCCGCUGCUUGUGUCCUCUGCCUCCACGGACGCUGUCCCCAGAACCCGAGAGGCUGAGAGAAGUCUAGCCCGGUUUGCAAGCUCACUGCUCCCAGGCGCUGACGGUUGUAACCUGCUCAUGGUUCCAGUACUGCAGCCACUGGUUUAGAAGAGGAAGAGAACCUCAGAUGGGUGUUGGGGGGCAUCUGUCAUCUUGUACCCGACUUGGUUGAUAACUGUCUUGCUACUUGCAUUUCUUUUAAGAGGCCAAAUCUUCUAAGGAGUCCACUAAAUGAGCACAAGAAUCAGAUCAAGGACAGACCAGUGUGUGUGUGUGUGUGUGUGUGUGUGUGUAUGUGUGACAUUCAUGAUCUCUGGGAGAUGACUCUGGAUCCAGGGUGCCAUCAGCCAUCAUGCCACUACUCACAGUGUUGUUAGCCAACCCCGUCCACACACUGCUAUUUCACUGCCUGCUGCCUGGGAAGUGGAAGUGUACGCCCCACCCCUUUUGUACUUAUUUAUUGAACCAGCUGUGGUGUCCGUGAGAGUACGAUGUACAGUCAGCUCACCCAGGGUGGCUCCAGCCGCAGCCCCAGGACCCAGUCCCCCGUCCCCAUCUUCUGAGAUGAACAGCAGUACAGUUUCGGUCCCCUGGUUCCCCACACCUGUAGAGUCAGGAAACCUGGAUGCAUUUCAGCUCAGAGAGGUUUCAUUGCUGAGAGGAUUUUAAUAUGUUUUGCAAAUGCAUCAUGCAAUGAACUUUGCAUGUUUAUAAUAAACCUUAAUAACAAGUGAAUCUA